Molecule: messenger RNA, 11165 nt
Organism: Caenorhabditis angaria
Lineage: Eukaryota; Metazoa; Nematoda; Chromadorea; Rhabditida; Rhabditidae
Source: the annotation of a GenBank genome assembly
AUGAGUGAUGGUUCGACAUCUCGUGUCUAUUUUCCAUCAAUGGCUCUUCGAAAGUCGCGUUCACAACUUCCGCCAAUUCGAAAAUUGUCCAGUGACAAUCAUCGGGAAUAUCUGGAGAAGUUGCACAAUCGAAAAGCGUCGUCGCUGAAGGAGAAGCGAGGGAUUUCAAGUAACCGAAGUGUUGAAGAGGUUGGAACUCCGCCCACUCCACCACCAUUCCAUCAAUAUCGACACGUUUGUGAGCCAUCGUAUGGUGACGAAGACGAAGCCAAUAAUUCGCCCAGUGUUAGUUUCGAUGAUUCGGCAACGAUUUGUAAUUCGAUUGAUUUUUUCGUCGGGCCCGUGCAGUUUUCAACAAAGCCGUCGAUUUUGAAGCGAAGCUCGUCGGCCUCGUUGACUUCGCAACUUACGAUUGACCAAAGACGAUGGUCGUUUCGAAGUUUGGAGGUGGAAAAUCGAUUGGAAGAGGAGAAUGAUAUAUGUGUUGGAUGGCGGAAGAAGGGAAUGGGUUUUAAGAAAUGGAAGUUGAAUUCGAUUUAUGGAAAGGUCAGGGAGACUUUUUUGAGUUGGGAACUAUGGUCUUGAAUUUUUAACGCACUCAUUGAAUUCCACGGCGAUUUUUCACCCCUGAAACCUUUAAAACCCUCAAAAAUCCCAGAUUUCUGCUAAAAAUGGCAUGUGCGCUCCACUGCAAUUAUUGCAGUUUUUAUUGAAAUUCGAAUUUUCAAUGAAGAGAAAAGACGCUUUUAACAAUUUUCGACCUUGGGUCCAUGAAAACCAUGUUUUUAGCCCAAAAAUUGGAUUCCACGUGGAUUUUUCGUUCCGGAAACCUUUAAAAACACAGAUUUCUGCAAAAAAUGGAAUGUGCGCUCCACUGUACUUUUUGAAUUUUAGUCAAACAAUUGAAAUUUUCAUUUUUUUUUCUCGAUUGAGAAUAAUAUGUUUUUUUAGGGCUGAAAAUCAAUGCCUCGUGGAUUUUUAAGCUGAAAAUAUUAGUCUAGUUUUGCACAGCAAAAUCUCAAUUUUCUUCGUAUUUCAGCUGAUUUUUCACAGCCUCAGAACUAGAUUCCGGUCAUUUAAAAAUAUCUCUGCGUCUCUUCUCUCUCUCAACUUUUUUUUUAUCGAAACCAAAAAACAUGUUGAGUUGAGCCAGCGAGGUCUCAAAUGAUUGAUUGAUUCGCUGAUUUUGCGGAAGAAAAACGCGAAAAAGAAGAAGAAUAUCAAAUUUCGAGUUGUUAGUUAGUCUUUGCUCGAUCAAUCAUAAAAACAUAUAUAUCUUUUCCUACGAGGAGGAACAUCUGAAACUAUUUUUCGACAUAUUUUUUUAAUCAGAUGGGGGAGGAGGAGGUCACGAGAGGAAGGGGAACGUUGCGAAAAAAAUCACAAAUUUUGACCCUGGGACCAUAAAACCCAUAUUUUUUACUCGAAAUUUGGAUUCCACGUGGAUUUUUCACCCCCGAAACCUCUAAACCCCCAUAUUUCUGCUGAAAAUGGCAAGUGCGCUCCACUGCACUUUUUGCAUUUUUUUCGCUUUCUACGUGGAUUCCACAAAAAUCAGGGAAAUCAUUGAAUUUGAAUAUUAAAAUCUCGAGAAAGAACAAUCAUGUUUCCAGCGUCCACGAAGUCGGCCGCUCCAAGAAUUCUACAACGACGAUGACGCCGAACUCGAAGCGAUCGCAAAAAUGCGAGAUCCCGACGCGCCACGACCCGAAGGAGCAAUGAUGAAUCCGGUGAGAGGUGAAGCCGCCCAUUCGAACACCAAUAAUACAAUGCCACGCAGUUUGGAUAGUGCUUUUCAUCGAUUCGGAACGACGGCCGCCAAAAAUAUUGCGGCGAUUGUUCUGGAUCAAACUGCAAAACCCACUUUGCAAUUGACUUAUGGUAAGUUUUUUUGUGAUGGGGCAUUCCAAAACCCUUAAAAAACAGACAUCUUCCUUAAAUGAAGCUUAUUUGAUUUCAAAAAAUCCCAAAUUUCAAGUAGAUCAAACUAAAUCUACAGUAAUUCUGGCGCCAAAACUGUUUUGAACAGGGCUUGCGAAGCACGCCACGUGGAUUUUUUGGCUUCAAAAGAUUAUCUAGGCUUGUUUAGUAGUUAAAGGUACAGAUUUUCCAACAACAGUACCAUCUGCGUAUCUAACUCGGGUUUAUGUCCAAUUUCUUCUCAGAAAUCUAGUUAGAUACGCAGGUUCUACCGUACUUGCGAAGAAACGUACAUUUUUCUGUCUAAAACCCCUUCGGACAAAUACUGGAGUACGGUAGCACCUGCAGAUCUUACUCGGGUCUCUGUGAAGAAAUUGAAGUUAGAUACGCAGAUGAUACUGUAUGUUCCUUUAAUCUGGAAAUUUCUGUUUUUGGACGUUUUUUUCUCUCGCAGCUUCCAAAAACGAGAAAAAAUCAGAAAUUUAUCUUUCAAAGCCCCACCCCUUUCAGAUUAAAGGAACAUACUGAAAUACGGUAGAACCUGCGUAUCUAACUCGUUUUCAAAAAAGAAAUUGAAGUUAGAUACGCAGGAGGACAGGAAAAUUUCUGUAUUUUUUUGGCUCUGCAUAACCUUUUUCUUCAUUUUCCAGGUAAAUUGUAUAGUCGAGCCAAUAAAGUUGCCUAUAUGCUAUUGAACAAAACAGUUACGAUAAGUCGAGACGGAACAAAAGCGCCACUUUGCCGUCCUGGAGAUCGAGUUGCUCUAAUCUACCCCAACACACAACCCCUACACUUCCUAGUCGCAUUCUAUGGUUGUAUGUUGGCUGGUGUCAUUCCGGUUCCCGUUGAAAUGCCGUCGUCGAAACGAGAAGCCGGAAUUGCGCAACUCGGAUUUCUCUUGGGAAAUUGUGGAGUGAAAGUUGCGCUAACCUCGGAAUCUUGUUAUAAAGGAUUGCCGAAGAAGGUGAAUGCGCAUACAUCGCAAUUCUCAUCACCAUCAGGAUCGACAUCACUCAAUGGACUGUCGACAGAGUUGGUUGAUUUUCGCGGAUGGCCUCGAUUAUAUUGGGCGGUUAGUGAGAAUAUGGCAAAGCCAGCGAGAGAUUGGACAGCGCCGCCAAGAUUGGCUGAUGAUACGGUGGCUUAUAUCGAAUAUGCCACGGGGAAUGAUGGAAGUGUCAAAGGAGUGUGUGUUUCGAGACAAGCUGUGUUUGCACAUUGUCGAGCGGUUUCGUCGGCUAUGGAAUAUAAAGAAGGUGGGUUACUGUAAGACAAACUUAUCUACGAAAAUUUGGAGACUAGGAAAAUUCUGAAGGCUCAGUUCUUUAGUGCCAAAAUUUGAUCUAUAGAUAAUUUUCGGCGCUAAAAAUGAUCUAGGGAUAGUUUUCAGCGCCAAAAAUGAUCUAGAGAUUAUUUUCGAGGCUAGAGAUGAUCUAUGGAUAGCUUUCGGUCCUAAAAAUGAUCUACAGUAAUCCUUCGGUAAUCUAAAAUUGAGCUACAGUAACCCAGGGAUAUUUUUUCCUUCAAAAAUUGAUCUACAGUAAUCGAAGGAUUAUUUUUAGCGCUAAAAAUGAGCUACAGUAACCCAGGGACAUUUUUUCGUCUAAAAAAUUAUCUACCGUAAUCCAGGGAUGUUUUCCUCUCUAAAAAUUGAGCUACAGUAAUCGAAGAAUUAUUUUUAGCGCUAAAAAUGAUCUACAGUAACCCAGGGACAUGUGUCCCUUUAAAAAUUCGUCUACAGUAAUCCAGGGACAUUUUUCUCUUUAAAAAUUGAUCUACAGUAACCCAGGGAUAGUUUUUAGCGCUAAAAAUCAGCUACAGUAAUCCUUGGGUAAUCUAAAAUUGAUCUACAGUAACUCAGAUACAGUUUUCAGUGCUAAAAUUGAUCUAAAAGUCCUUGUGAACUAUAUAUUUUCAUCAAAAAUUUUGCGAAACGAAAAAAAAUUCCAAAAAAAUUGUUGCAGACGAAACAAUAGUUUGUGUUGUGGAUUUCAAACGAGAAGUCGGACUUUGGCACGCGAUUCUAUCGAGCGUUUUCAAUGGAAUGAAAGUGAUAUUCGUCCCGUAUUCCCUAAUGAAAAUGAAUCCAGCCACGUGGAUGCAUAUGGUGACAAAAUAUCAAGCAACAACAGCACUUGUCAAAUCGCGUGAUUUACAUUGGGCACUUCUUGCAACUCGAGAUCACAAAGAUAUUCAAUUAUCAUCACUGCGAACACUUUUAGUUGCGGAUGGCGCGAAUCCUUGGUCAUUAUCAUCGUGUGAUGCAUUUGCAGCCGCAUUUAAAGAGCCGCCAUUCAAUUUGAGACCUGAUGCAAUGUGUCCGUGUGCUGGAAGUAGUGAGACUGGAACGAUUGCGAUUCGACGACGCGGAAAUUCGCAACUUGGAAGUCAAAGUGGACGGGGGAUUUUGUCGAUGAGCGCGUUGAGUCAUUGUGUGGUCAGAGUUGAUCAGGAGAAUUCGUUGACGAGUUUGACGUUACAAGUGAGUGCUAGAGAGAAAUUUUGAAAAAUUUUUGAGAAAAAUCAGACCUUUUUUUCGAAAAAGGCUUUUUUUUUUGGUUCCUAAAUUGGGAAAUUUUCAAAGUCCUAUUUUAGGCUAAGAGAAUUCAAAUUCAAAAAAUUUUGACGACAAUUUUGAACCAGGUUACUGUAGAUCCUUAAAUUUUUGAAUUUCAAUGUUUCCCGCCGAUAAUUGAUUUUUCAAAUUUUAAAAAAUUAAUGUUUUGGCGCGAAGAAAAUGAUUUUCAAAUUUGAAUUUUCGACGCCGAAAUCUACAGUAAUCUGGUUAAAAAUUGUGCGCGAAUUUUGAAGUUUUCAAAAUUUUUAAAAUUAAUCUCCACAAUUUUCAAAUCUACAGGAACCUUGUUCAAAUUUGCACAAAAAUUAAAUUUUCAAAAUUUUCUGAUCUUGAAACGCGCUAAAAAUCUACAGUAACCUGGUUAAAAAUUCAUGGGAAAUUUAAUUUUUUGAAAAUGAAUUUUUCAAAUUCAAAUUUUUCGCUACAAAAUCUACAGUAUCCCGGUUCAAAUUUUUUUCAUAUUUCAGAAUUUUCAAAAUUAAUUUUUUGGCAAAAAAAAACACGUGUUAAUUUUGGUCAAGAAAUUACAGUAACCUUCCAACUCCCAGUGACUUUUCAUAAUUUUUCUGAUUUUUUCAGGAUGCUGGUCAAAUAAUAGCUGGUGCUGUAGUUGUUGUAACUGCAAUCGAUGGAUCUUCUCGUCUCUGUCAAUCUGAUGAAAUUGGAGAAAUCUGUGUUUCGGCAAACUCAACAUCUCACGCAUAUUGGGCGCUGGAAGGUCAAACUGCCCACACUUUCAAACUCGAACCACUCGGAGAAUCUGGCAAACCAAUCGGUGCUGUUCGAUAUGUUCGAAGUGGUUUGAUUGGUUUCAUGGGCCCCGAUGGAAUGGUUUUUGUUGUCGCGCGACGAACUUCGCUUCUAUCGGUUUCUGGUCGAUAUCAUAGUGCUGAUGAUAUUAUUGCGACAGUUUUGGCUGUUGAACCAAUGAAAUUUGUGUAUCGAGGAAGGAUUUGUGUGUUUUCGACGAGUGUUUUGAGAGAUGAGAGGAUUGUUAUUGUGGCCGAACAGAAACCUAAUUGUACCGAGGAGGAAGCGUUUGAUGUGAGUUUUGGGGGUUUUGUAGGGAAAAAUCCACAUUUUUUGAUUAAAUUUUGUAUUUGAUAAAAGUUAAGCCUGAAUUUUCAGCCUAAAAUUAAUUAAAAAGGUUGGUUACUGUAGGGUUCCUAAUUAAUUAUGAAUUUACAUUUUGGCUUCAAUUUUGGGCUGAAAAUUAACUUUGAAUUUUGAGCUUGAACGUCAGGCUUGAAAUUUAGUUUUGAGCUUGAAUUUCAGGCUGAAAAUUUAGGCUUCACUUUUAAAAUCUUUUUGAUUUAAAAUUUAAAAUCAAGUCUUAAUUUAAUUUAAUUAAUAUAACACUUGAUUUUGAACCCUAAAUUUUGAGCUCAAAAUUGAAUUUCAAGUUCAAAAUUAAAUUUCAGCUCAAAAUUGAAAUUCAGGUUCAAAUUUAAAUUUCAAGCCUAAUUUUUAAGCCUGAUAUUCAAGCUCAAAAUUAAACCCUAAAUUUUCAGCUCAAAAUUAAAUUUCAAGCCUAAUUUUUAAGCCUGAAAUUAAAGCCAAAAUUCAAAUUUCAAGAUUUUUCACUUUUUCAUUGUUUUUUACUGUGAAAAGUUCCAAAUUUCAGGUUUCAUUUUGAAUUCUGAAACUUUUCCAACCUGAAAUUCAAAUUUCAAGGUUUCCAAGAAAUUUCCCAAAAAUUGGAAAUUCACAAAGCUUUCUGCAAAAAAUUCGGAAAAAAAUUGAAUUUUUUUAAAAUUUAUUUAUUUAUUUAUUGAAAUACGUUGGGGGACAACGUGAAAAUAAAAAAUAUUCGGGAAAAAGGAAAAUACAAAAAAAUGGGUAGAAAGACACAAGUAUGGUAAGACAGGGCCUAUGGUCAUGAAAACCAGGACGAGUAAGCGCUUGUAUUUAUUGUAACAUAGGUCAUUAUUAUUAUGAGUCUUUAUUAUAGUGUUGAGCAAGUUCGGUGGGUGAAAAAGUGUUGUAAAUUUUUGAUUUUUGAAAUAAUACCUACUCUUUUUUUAUCUAAAAAUAGAUAAAUAUUUUGGAAAAGAUUUUUGAUCUGAAAUCUAUGAAAUUUCAGUCAAUUGCCAUGUAACCCUAAAUAUCCCUAAUUUUUCAUUUUUCCAGUGGAUAACUCGAGUUCUCCGAGCAAUCGAUACAAUUCACCAAGUCGGAAUCUAUUGUUGUGCCCUUGUUCCAGCCAAUCAUCUCCCAAAAACGCCCCUCGGAGGAGUCCAUGUCUCCGAAACGAAACAACGUUUCGAAAAUGGCGAUCUUCAUCCAAGCACCCUUCUAAUGUGUCCUCAUAGUUGUGUCCUAAAUCUACCGAAACCGCGUGAAAGACAAUCGGAUGUUGGACCGGCCGCAAUGUUUGUUGGAAAUAUUGUGCAAGGUGUGCGAAUUGCGACGGCGAAAGGAAGAAGUAUUGAUGAUGAGGUAUCGAUGCCACUGCUUGAAUGUUUGAGAUCGAGAGCGCAGACAUCACCGGAACAUCGCAUUUUGACGUUGGUUUCGGGGAAGAAUCCCGAAGCUGACAGUGCCACGUUUGCCAGUUUGCUCAAGUGAGUUAGGGAUUUUUGAGGGGGGGGGCGGGAAGGGUUUGGGAAUUCUUUCCUAAAAAUUGUUAUGACAUGGAAAUCUUCAAAUUUUUGAAAAAUGAGUUUGGAAAUCUGAUGAUUUCCAAGUGAUUUGAAUUUUUAGAAAUCAAUUUUUUAAUGUGAAUUUUUCUUACAAAUUGUUAUGAUAUUUUAAAAAUUAAUUUGAAAAUCGGGUUUUUCGCUUAAUUCUGAUGAUUUUCAUGAUAUUUUUGCAAUUUUUAAUUGAAAAAAAUUCAAUUUUCUCUAAAUCCUGGUUUCUGAUAAAUUAUUUUGAAACAUUUCUUGAAAUGUUUCAUUAAAUCAAAAUCUUUUUCAUUCUUAUCAUUUCCAGCUAGAAAAACCUGAAAAUCUACAUUUUUGAUCAACUUCAAGCUCAAAAUUGCAUUUUUCGGCAGAAAACUGAGAAAAUUGCAGUUUUUUGAGUCCAGGAACUGAAAAUUUUCGAUUUUCGGCUCAAAAAUUCCAAAUUUUCAAAACCAAAAAAAUACGUUUCAACAUUUUGAUAUAAUUUUUUUAUCAAAUAUUUUUUUUAAUUUCAAAAGUUGAAAUCUAGUUUUUUAGUCAGAAGCUGAUGAAUUUUCAACAGAUGCACAAUUUUUGGCUCAAAAAUGAUGGGGCUGAACUUUUGAGUUUUAAAAAAUUUCUAAAAAAAAAAAAGAAGCGAUUUUUAGUAAAAAAAAAAAAUCCAAAUUGUCAAAACCAAAAAAAAUACGUUUCAAAAUUUUGAUAUAAUUUUUGUAUCAAAUAUUUUUUUCAAUUAAAACAUUUAUUCAGACGCGCUGAACGUAUAGCUGGCCUUCUAACCGAUCGAGCCCGCCUAAAUCGAGGCGAUCAUGUCGCAUUAAUCUUCUCACCAUCAAUCGAUCUAAUCGCCGCAUUUUUCGGAUGUCUUUCAGCCGGCCUAAUUCCAGUCCUAAUUCGACCACCAAUUGCCUCCGAUCUCAACACAACCCUCGGACCAAUUCGAAUGAUUGUUGAUAUGUCGAAAGCAGUUGCGAUUCUAGCACCACAAGCAGUCUCGAAAUUAUUGAAAUCCAAAGAAGCCGCGCAUAGCAUUGAUUCGAAUGCAUGGCCAAUGAUUUUGGAUUUGGAAGAUGCGCCAAGUUCGUGGAGAAGAAAACAGAAUUAUUCAUCAACGAUUAGUAGCAAUGGAAGUAGUACAAUUCGAGAGGAAAUAUGUUAUUUGGAUUUUUCGAUGAAUUCAUUGGGACAAUUAUCGGGAAGCUCUAUAACUGAAGGGGCUGCGAUUUCAGCUUGCAAAUCCAUCAAAGUCUCAUCGGAAUUGUAUCCGUCACGACAUAUUGUUGUAUCAACAUCGCCAUAUUCUGGAAUAUCAUUGAUUCUCUGGUGUCUCUCGUCGGUUUAUUCUGGACAUCAUACGACACUCAUUCCACCGGCUGAAGUUGAAGCGCAACCCGCGUUGUUUUUGACGACGCUGUCGAAUUUGAAGGUUCGAGAUUGUUUCACAACGUAUUCCACGCUGGAAUUGUGUUGUUUACAAUUGGCGAGUCAAGUUGAGACUUUGAAAGAGCGCGGAUGUAAUUUGGCACUUUUGCGAAGUUUGGUUGCGAUGGCUGAAGAAAGGCCGAGAAUUGGAUUGAUGUCGUCGUUUUGUAAAAUAUUUGCGCCGUUGGCGUUGAAUAAUCGAGCGGUUUCGACGGCUUUUUCGUCGAGAGUUAAUUCGGCGGUUUGUAUGCAGGUUUGUAUGGUUUUUGGGGGGGAUUAUAUUGAAAAUAAUUAUUAAAAAAAAUAGUUUUUUUUUUCUGAAAAUAGUUUUGUGGUCCUUUUUUAAUUCAAAAUUGAUUUUUAGGGCAAUUUUUUGGAAUUAUAAAAAUUUGGCGCGGGAAAUUUGAAAUGUUCCUUUUAAAUUUCAUUUUUAGGAAUGUAAAUUUAUACUUAAAUUUUUUUUUCUGAAAAUAGUUUUUCACAACAUUUUGGUACUUUUUUUAAAUUCGAAAUUCUAACUAUAAUUUUUUAGCUUUAAAAUUUUGAAGAAUAACAAUUUGGCACGAAAAUUCAUUAUUUUCAAAAUUUAUUUUGUGAAAUGAAAUUUAUACUGAAAAUCAUUUUUUUUUAAUUUGUUAGAUUUUUUUGAAAUUCUGUUUUCCUUACACAAUUCCGAAAUUUGAAAUCUCAUUUUCAGCGCUAAUAUUUUGAAUAGUGAAAAUUUUGCACGAAAAUUUGAAAUUUCAAAAUUUUAUUCAAAUUCUGAAAAUAAAUAGAAAAAAAGCUUUUUUUUUUUUGGUAAAUUUUAAUUCCAAUUUGAGUUUUCCUAGUUAAAUUUCCUGAAUCUUUAAAAAAAAUUCAAAACAAUCAAAAAUUUUUAGAAAGUUUUCGAAAUGCUCUUCUGAACUUAAAAUCAAUAUUUUCAGGGUGCAAGUGGUCCGGAACCAUCUACAGUAUACGUUGACGCGCGCGCACUUCGAAAUGAUCGAAUUUCUCUGGUCGGCAAAGGUGCUCCACACAGUGUGGCUCUCAUCGAAUCCGGCAAACUUCUACCCGGCGUCAAAAUCGCCAUCGCCAAUCCCGAAACACGUGGACAAUGCGCCGAUUCGCAUCUUGGCGAGAUUUGGGUGUCAUCAGCUCACAAUGCAUCGCCACUUUCCAACAGCGAUUCUCCAGCUGCUGAUAUGGUUUAUAAUGCUCGAUUAACCACGGGAGACACAAAAACGAGAUGGGCAAGAACGGGAUAUCUCGGAUUUUUGCGACAAACUCAAUCGAUAACUGAACACGGGGAACUACACGAUGCUGUUUUUGUUGUUGGCGCGCUGGCUGAUAGUUUGGUGUUGAGAGGAAUGCGAUAUCAUCCGAUUGAUGUUGAACAAACUGUUGCCAAAUCGCAUCGAUUUGUUGGAGAUUCGUGAGUUUUUUGAAAAAAAAUAGCAGGUUCUUCUGGUUUUUCAGAAGAGCAUUUUGAAAAGUUUCUGAAAAAAAUUUAAAGUAUCAGAAAGGAAUUAAAAUUUACCAAAAAAAGCAUUUUUUCAAUUUAUUUUCAGAAUUUGAAUAAAAUUUUGAAAUUUCAAAUUUUCGCGCCAAAUUUAUACUAUUCAAAAUUUCGUAGAUUCGCGCGCCAAAUUUUGUAGGGAAAACAGAAUUUCGAAAAAAAAAUAUUUUCAUAAAAUUUGAAACGAUUCGAAUCGAAACUUUCGAAAAACUAUUUUUUUUCUUAUUUUUUGUGAUAUUUUUUUUCAUUGAAACAUUUUCGCUGCGAGAAAUUUUUCAUUUUUGUGUAAAAAAAAUGUAAGAAAACAUUGUAGGUCAAAAUUAGUUUUUCGAGUUUUUCAGCCAAAAAUGAUGACAAAUCGAUAUUUUUCAAGCUUCUGGAGUGAUUUCUGAUGAAAAUAAGCUUCGAGAACCCUAUUUUGCUUUUUUCGAAAUUCAUCAAAAUUUAAAAUUUUUUUAUUUUACGAAAAAUCAGCAAAACCUUCUGGAAAGUGAAUUUCAAGAUCAAUUUUCAUCUAAAAUCACUCCAGAAGCUUGAAAAAUAUCGAUUUGUCAUCAUUUUUGGCUGAAAAAUUCGAAAAACUAAUUUUGACCUACAAUGUUAAAAAAGAUAAUUUUUUUUGUUCGUGAAUCAGCUCUACAUCAGCUCUGUAUAGGAAAAAAUAUAGUUUUUUGACAUUUUCUGAAUUUUUCUGGGUAGAUCAAACAUAUUUUUCUCUAAGUCUCUCACACCCUGUCAAAAUCAGUAAAUUACACGCUGUGUUUUUUUUCUAAAUGACCUUUUUUCCAGCGCUGUCUUCACAUGGAAUCAUCUCGUUGUGAUUGCCGCCGAAUGCAGUGGCACAGAAACUGAAGCACUCGAUUUGGUGCCAGCUAUAACUAGUGCUGUAUUAGAAGAACAUCAUUUGAUUGUUGGUGGGUUUUUUGGGGACAACAUCGAAUUUCUCCCAGAAGUUUGAACUUCGAAACCGGAACUUUAAAAAAUAAUUUUUGCAGGUGUUGUUGUAAUCGUUGAUCCUGGAUCAAUUCGACAUGGUCCAAACGGUGAAAAACUUCGAAGCACAAUUCGAAAUCUAUUCCUUGAUGAGAAACUCAAUCCCAUCUACGUCGCUUAUAAUAUGUAA